Adineta steineri is the source of this 336-nucleotide messenger RNA. Lineage: Eukaryota; Metazoa; Rotifera; Eurotatoria; Adinetida; Adinetidae. The record is from the annotation of a GenBank genome assembly.
AUGUAUGAUGAAAAUCCAGUAGUACCUAUACGAUUACUUUCUAUCGGAGCUGUUACAAUUGUGGUUAGUAUUUCUAUUGGCGCCUAUGUAUUUAAAGCACGCUUGAAACGUAUGCGCAAUGCAGUUAAUGCAGAAUCAUUGAAAUACUCGACAAAAUUACCAAUACCUACAAAGUGGGGUCUCUAUUCUCAUACUACAGAAACUGGCCGUGGAAAAAAUCGGUCCACUCACGUUCAUUACCAAAUAAAAAUUGAUAUCGGAGAUGAAGUUAAUUCAGCUAUUGAAACUGAUCCAUUAAAUCCAAAUGGAAACUUAAAUGAACCCUCCAUCGUUUGA